UUUGCCCUCCCAGUUUAUAAGGAGCCAACGCUGAACAAGCGAUUGGCAAAUAUUUGAUCGGGAACUUGGUAAAUUCUGUUAAGCGCAAAUAAUGGCAGGGAGGGGACCGGCGUGGAGUUUGGGACGGGAUUGGAAGAGGCCCAGUAGAGUGGGUGUCUGUUUAUGAGUAAGGGGCGCACUUGGUGUUCUCGGGGGCAGGAAGGUGGGCUCUUAACGUGGUGACGUUGGAAGUGCCCCACCAGCAAUUGCGCUCCCCGCCACCACCACCACCCCUGCCCCCCAGCCCCGGCCGCCCGCCAGCACGGACCUCUGUUCACGGGAAACCGGCCCGAGGUUGGUGUGCAGUGAGACGCUGGCUGGUGUUGAGCUGCUCCUCCUGACCUGCUGUCGCGGCCCUCUGCCCGCAGGCUUCCUCCCAGCAGCCCAGACGCCCUGGGCCUCGGUCUCCUCGCCUGUCAGACGGGUUGGCGAGGGCACCCCUGUGCUUGACGGGCACGCGUGGGCAGGGGGGGCCCGGGAAGCCGGGGAGGGGCUGGUGCCUGCCUGGAGCGGGCGUGUGGGAGCAGGAACCGGACCGGCUGGCCGAUCCGGAGGCCUCUGCGCAGGUGCGCAGGCCCAGACUCGAUUCCCCCAGGAAACGGGAGCACCAGGGACGAGGUGGACAUGGGGCGUCCGCGGGCGGGCCCCGCGGGUGGGCGGACCAGGUGGUGUUUGGGGUUUGGCCCACCACCACGGGUGGCCUUGUUGAGGCCUGCUGUCCUGUGGAUGACCCCUGUCUUCCUCUCAGAAGUGUCCCUGAGCAGGGUCGGAGGACGGGGACAGGACCUGGCAGCUGCCUCGGAGGGCCAUCAGGGUGAGGAGAGAAGGCCCGUGUGUGUCCCCAGCCUUGUGCACCCGCACCUUGUCCUCCACACAGAGCCGCUGGGGAGCAGGCUGGGCCCCCACCCACCCGGCGUGCUGUGCUGCUGCCGAGGGCGCCCAUUUCCCCCGCUGCUGCCGAGGCCCAGGGAGGCUCAGCCCUGCGCCUGGAGUUGAGACCCAGGGGCCCAGAGAUGAGGGCUGCCCCACAGGGCGGGAGUCUGGGGGUGCAGCAGGGGGCUGAGCCCCGGAGGGGCGGCUGGACGAGGGGUGCCAGACAGAGCCACACUGUGGGGCUCCCCGGCUGCACCUCCAAGCCUCCCGGCGCCGUUGGAGGCUGAAGUGAGGCGCACCCCCGGCAGGGUGGGCCCAUGUGUCACGUCGAUGGGCGCUUGCCGGCACUUAGCGGGCCCCAGGUGAUGCGAGGCCCCGGGACGGUGCUGCACCCCGGCAUUCAGCAGCAUGCGUGGGGCUCACAGACGCUGGGGAGGACAGAGGGGCGUGAAUGCGCUUUGUGUGGCAGCUGCUAAGACGCAGAAGAGAGUGCUGUGGGGCAGGGGCACUUGCCCACGGGGUCUGGGUGGGCCCAGUGACAUCUGAGGAGGGGUGCCCCUGGGGUCUGUGGGCUGGUGAGGUCAGGCUGGGAGCACGAGGGGCUGCAGGGGCGUGGGGAGUCUCGUCAGGUCUGUAUCUGGACCUGAGCUCACAUACCCCCCGCAGCUCUGCGCCCCAACCUUUUCUGGGGGCCCUGGGCCCGCCGAGGCCAGCAUCUCUCCAGCUCCCACCUCAGCGUCCCCGGCUUCACCACACGCGCCUGGCCGGGCACCCUGGGUCUGCACGUGGUGUGAAAGGGCGCGUGAAGGGUGAGGCCUGUCUCUGAGGGCCCCAGCUGGCUGAGCACAGGGAGCAAACGCUCAGUAAACGUAGCACUGUAGCACUCGUCUGCCGGUCGGUGGCUGUUGCCGUGGUGAUGAUGACUGGAUGGCCCUCUUGCCGGCCAUCUCCUCAAGAUGAGGAGUCUUCGGCUAGGAACAGAUGGGGAGACCGAGGCUUGCAGCCGGGAGGUGAUGUUUGAGCAGACCCAGCUUCCAAGAGGGAGCAAGCCAGGAUUACAUCUGCCCAAGAUGCGAGUCUGGCUUUAUCGAGGAGCUUCCAGAAGAGACCAGGAGUGCAGAGAAUGGCUCGGCCCCCUCCACAGCCCCCACGGACCAGAGCCGGCAGCCGUUCGAGGCCGACGACGGCAGGGACCCCGAGAGCCGGCGGGAGAGAGAGCAGCACUCCCGGCACCGGUACGGCGCCCGGCAGCCCCGCGCCCGCCUCACCGCGAGGCGGACCACCGGCCGGCACGAAGGCGUCCCCACGCUGGAAGGGUGAGGGGGCCCGGGGGCGGCCGCGGGCGGGACGCUCGGGGCUUCGAGCCCGCCCCACCCCGCUCAGGCAGAGCAGCCAGCUAUCCUUCCAGGAGGUUCUGUGGGCACGGAGGUGUGGGUGCUGGCUCAGGGGCUGUCCCCUGGGCAGGGCAGUUCCCCGGUGGGUCCGGCUGGCCCGAGGAGCUGUGUGCCCACUGCCUGCCUGCCUGCCCUCCCCCACCGCCCCCGCCCCCAGUCGUCCUUCUCAGAGGGGCCUCCGCCCCAUGGGCAUCUUCAUCUGCUGAGAUGCGCUGGUCCACGCCCAGACGAGCCGUCCCGGGUGCAGGCGAGCAGUGGAUCAUCCAGCAGCUGGUCAACGGCAUCAUCACCCCGGCCACCAUCCCCAACCUGGGCCUGGGCCCCUGGGGCGUCCUGCAUUCAAACCCAAUGGACUACGCCUGGGGGGCCAACGGCCUGGAUGCGAUCAUCACGCAGCUCCUCAAUCAGUUUGAAAACACGGGUCCCCCACCCGCAGACAAAGAGAAAAUCCAGGCCCUCCCCACCAUCCCCGUGACCGAGGAGCACGUAGGCUCCGGGCUGGAGUGCCCCGUGUGCAAGGACGACUACGGGUUGGGCGAGCGCGUGCGGCAGCUGCCCUGCAACCACCUCUUCCACGACGGCUGCAUCGUGCCCUGGCUGGAGCAGCACGACAGCUGCCCCGUCUGCCGAAAGAGCCUCACAGGACAGAACACGGCCACCGACCCCCCGGGCCUGGCGGGCGUGAGCUUCUCCUCCUCCUCGUCGUCCUCCUCCAGCUCGCCCGGUAACGAGAACCCAGCCAGCAGCUCCUGAGCGUCCCAGCCGACCCCCAGGGCGAGCACCGGGCUGCGGGUCGGGACUGCGGAUGCCGCGGACUCCCGCACCCCUCGCGCCCACGGACUGCAGUGCCGCCGGGGCCCCCCCCCCCGCGGCACAGGCUUGGAGGACCCGCCCCUCCCGGCUGCUGAGGGAGCCCGGCCUCCCCAGGGCCGGGCGGGCCAGGCUAGGCACAUGCCGCCUGGGGCGUCUGACUCCCUUCCUGUUUGUCUCUGACCUCACCCUCUACGUGUUCGACGGCAGAAAGGUUUUUAUAAUUUUAAAUUAUUACUGCUUUGAAAUAAAUGGACGUUUGAGCUCACUCGCGGCCCUGCAUGAUCUGUGGAGAGACAGGGUGGAGUCGCUCGGCUGGGGUCCCAACCGCGUGGACAGGCCGUUGCGCCCCACUCCAAGCUCGGGGCCCCGGGACCACCAGGAUGACCAGCAAAACAAGGACGAAACUGCUCUGACAGACGUUUUUUAAAGGAGAAAAUAUGUGUAUCUUGAAAGCUAUUUAAAAAUACAUCUACUUAGAAA
This is a messenger RNA of Aethalodelphis obliquidens (Pacific white-sided dolphin), 3599 nucleotides long. RefSeq names its product ring finger protein 126 (gene RNF126). Lineage: Eukaryota; Metazoa; Chordata; Mammalia; Artiodactyla; Delphinidae. The transcript has 10 exons. Gene Ontology annotation, molecular function: ubiquitin protein ligase activity. The record is from RefSeq and is a predicted model, not a curated record. Gene Ontology annotation, biological process: protein ubiquitination. Bases 1869 to 3059 code for a protein of 396 amino acids. Gene Ontology annotation, cellular component: cytoplasm.